AUGGAUGUCGAGGACGCCAGCUCGCCCGUCGUCCACGACGAGCGUCGUGCCCAGCAGGUCGACAAUGCCAUCCGGGCCAUUCAACAGAAGAAGCCGCUUCCCGAAAUCGACUUCACCAUCCAUACCAUGGAGGACGGGACUCAGGUCAGCACCAUGGAGCGAGUCUGCAAAGAUGUGCAAGCGCCAGCCAUGUACAAGCCCAGCGAUGAACAGUUCUGGGAGGACGAGAGUCGCACCAAGCCCAACAUUCAAUUCCUCAAGCAGCACUUUUACCGAGAGGGUCGCCUGACCGAGGAACAAGCGCUAUGGAUCAUCAAGACGGGCACCGAGCUCCUUCGCGCUGAGCCCAACCUGCUCGAGAUGGACGCCCCGAUCACAGUGUGCGGCGACGUCCAUGGCCAGUACUACGAUCUUAUGAAACUGUUCGAAGUCGGCGGCGACCCGGCAGAGACGAGGUACCUCUUCUUAGGCGACUACGUUGAUCGGGGCUAUUUCAGCAUAGAGUGCGUCCUGUACUUGUGGUCGCUCAAGAUUCACUACCCCAAGACGCUCUGGCUGCUGCGUGGCAACCACGAGUGCCGCCACUUGACCGACUAUUUUACUUUCAAACUCGAAUGCAAGCACAAGUAUUCCGAGGCUGUCUACGAAGCGUGUAUGGAGUCGUUCUGUUGCCUGCCGCUGGCGGCGGUUAUGAACAAGCAGUUCCUCUGCAUCCACGGUGGUCUCAGCCCAGAGCUCCACACUCUGGACGACCUGAGAAAUAUUGACCGCUUCCGCGAACCCCCUACCCAGGGGCUAAUGUGUGAUAUCCUGUGGGCCGACCCCCUGGAAGACUUUGGCCAGGAGAAGACAACGGACUACUUCCUGCACAACCAUGUGCGCGGGUGUUCGUACUUUUUCUCGUACCCGGCAGCCUGCCACUUCCUCGAGAAGAACAACUUGCUGUCCAUCAUCCGGGCCCACGAAGCGCAAGAUGCAGGGUACCGCAUGUACCGUAAGACGCGUACUACCGGUUUCCCCAGCGUCAUGACCAUAUUCUCGGCGCCCAACUACCUGGACGUCUACAACAACAAGGCAGCCGUGCUCAAGUACGAGAACAAUGUCAUGAACAUCCGGCAGUUCAACUGCACCCCGCACCCGUACUGGCUUCCCAAUUUUAUGGACGUCUUCACAUGGUCGCUGCCCUUUGUGGGCGAGAAGAUCACCGACAUGCUCAUCGCCAUCCUCAGCACGUGCUCCGAGGAGGAGUUGCGCGAGGACUCGGCCACGACCUCGCCGGGUCCCGUCUCGCCGCCUCUGCCGUCGGGCUCGAGUAUCGGCAGCCAGGAUCCCGAUUCGAUCGAGUACAAGAGGCGGGCGAUCAAGAACAAGAUCCUCGCCAUUGGGCGCCUCUCGCGCGUGUUCCAGGUGCUCCGCGAGGAGUCGGAGCGCGUGACGGAACUCAAGACAGUGUCGGGUGGCCGCUUGCCCGCCGGCACCCUGAUGCUCGGCGCCGAGGGCAUCAAGAACGCCAUCAGCAGCUUCGAGGACGCCCGCAAGGUCGACCUGCAAAACGAGCGCCUGCCCCCAAGCCACGAGGAGGUGCAGAAGCAGCACGACGCCGAGCGCGCCCAGGCCCUGGAGCGGGCCGCCCGCGAGGCCGAAAACGAUAAGAAGCUUCAGUCGCUGUCUAGGAGGUUGAGCACGUGA
Molecule: messenger RNA, 1689 nt
Organism: Canariomyces notabilis
Lineage: Eukaryota; Fungi; Ascomycota; Sordariomycetes; Sordariales; Chaetomiaceae
Product: Metallo-dependent phosphatase
Exons: 3
Coding region: 1-1689 (562 amino acids)
Biological process (GO): fungal-type cell wall organization; calcineurin-mediated signaling
Cellular component (GO): cytoplasm; calcineurin complex
Molecular function (GO): calmodulin binding; calmodulin-dependent protein phosphatase activity
Source: RefSeq, a predicted model, not a curated record